AGUAUAUCAGGUCUCAGCCCCGGAGUGUGACCACCCUUGGCACCAACACCCCAUUCUGGCCAGGGUUUUGCAAACCAUCUUCGUUUCCUACCCUAAUCAAUCAGUCAGAUACCGUUGCACACACCAUGGAUCUCUCUUCAGUGGAUUUGUGUACCCUUCCGGCGGCGACGUCUCCAGACGGGCACUACAACUUUGACAACCCGAGAACCCUGGGUCCUACGAUUUUAGGGGUUGGCAUAGUCCUGUGCACAAUAUCCGUCCUUAUGGUAAUUGGGCGCAUUCGCAUUAACCAGAGAAGGUUGCGGUCGGCGGAUUGUAAUGUCUCUCUACAUGAAUGGGACCAGAGGACACGAUGCUCAUAUUCCACAGAUUUCACAAUCGCCGCCUGUGCCUUCAAUAUUGGAUUCACAGGGAUUCAGCUUUCUUCAUGGCGAAUGUUUCGCCACCAAUGGAACAUACCAGUCUGCUGGUACACGACCACAUAUUUCAAGAUUCUCUUCGUCCAGGAGUGUUUCUUCUUCCCAGUAUACUUCACGUCCAAGACUGCCAUAUUCUUGCUGUAUCGGCAGCUCUUCGCAGUGAAGAAAUGGAUGAGAAUCUUGAUCAACAUUGGCAUUUUUGUCACAUUCGUUUUAUACUUUCUCAACGUACCCCUGGCAGCUGUCUAUUCCGCACCCCGUGUGGGGGAGUCUUGGGAAAUGAUCAUGACAUCUCAUGGGCCCGAGUACAUGAUCACGUGGGGUAUCGUCAUGGCUGCCAUCAGUACAUUGUUAGAUCUUUACAUCUUCUUUUUGCCCAUUCCCAAUAUCGUCAGCCUUCAGAUGCCACUUGAACGUCGGCUGCAACUGGUGGGGGUAUUCGCCACAGCAUUGCUGGGUGUGGUGGCGAGCGCGCUGUCCCUUGUCUACAGAAUUGAUUUACUUGACACCGAGGAUAAAGUGUGGCCACAAGCCAUUGUGUCAAUCUGCGCUCUUAUUGAGUCCAAUGUCGCAAUCAUCGUGGGUUGCAUGCCAGCAUUUUCCCAGAUAUGGAAGACGCAUGUGGGCGGGUCUGCCCUCUUCAAGUCGCUCCGCUCUCGGCUUCGGGGUAAAAGCAGCAUGGGCAGCAAAAAUUCAGGAGAGCAGGGCAAGAGUGGUUCUCCUGAGUUGGCUGCCUGGGCUGACAACCAGGCCCCAGAAAUGCAGAGAAAUCAUUACGAAAUGUCAGAUACGAACCUGCUCAAAUCACAGGUUACCAGUGGGCCAGGACAGUUGAGCUCAUCACAAAACGGAAUUACUCGCUCCGUGGGCAUUUCACAGCAGUGGCAGCUCAACUUCGAAAAUGACAGCAGAGAAUGUCUGGCGUAGAGGCAAACCACCUCCAAUUCAUUUGACCUGCAAAUUUGGAUUCAAUGUGUGGGGCAAGGUCCGCCAUGAUGAUGAGGGAUAGCACCAGAUCGCCUCACAUGCAUGAAGCCUGGCUGCUGGAGGCUGCAUGAUUGGCAGUGUGGACACUGCAGUAGGGGAUAGGAGAAGGGCCUAGAGAUACCUAGGUAGUUGAAGCUAGUAUCUAGAUACUUCAACAGGAAUUGAGACAGUCCGUCUGUAAGCCUGGA
Diaporthe batatas is the source of this 1594-nucleotide messenger RNA. RefSeq lists its product as uncharacterized. The coding region runs from base 126 to 1346 and encodes 406 amino acids. The record is from RefSeq and is a predicted model, not a curated record. Lineage: Eukaryota; Fungi; Ascomycota; Sordariomycetes; Diaporthales; Diaporthaceae. The transcript has 4 exons.